Heterobasidion irregulare TC 32-1 is the source of this 1815-nucleotide messenger RNA. RefSeq lists its product as uncharacterized. The record is from RefSeq and is a predicted model, not a curated record. The transcript has 6 exons. Bases 1 to 1815 code for a protein of 604 amino acids. Lineage: Eukaryota; Fungi; Basidiomycota; Agaricomycetes; Russulales; Bondarzewiaceae.
AUGACGGUGGUGAGGAAGGUGGAGGUAACGAUGCGCGCGGAGGUUAUCCGCGCGACGGACGUCGAUUCGGGGAGCAGCGCGGAGGAGCGGACGGCGCUUGGCGAGAACGAGGGAUAUGUGGACGGGGACGCGGGCGGAGGGGAGGAGAUUGGGGAUGAGGCUGGGGAUGAGGGGGGGAGGAGGAGGGAGGAGGAGCUGGUGGAGGUGGAGGAGGUUAGGGAGGUCAGCGAGGAGGGACGGUCGGUGGAAGGGGUGGAGGAUGAGGAGGAAGAUAGGCUAGUUGAAGGGAUUGUAGAGAUAGGAAGGGUGAUAGAUGUUAGUGAAGAUGAGGAGGAGGGUAAAUUCGUAGACGACGUGAACGAGGCGUUUCCGACAGUCGUGAAUGACGAGGUAGGGUCAAUGGAGAAAGACGAAAGCGUGGCGGACGGGGACGACGUCAACAGCACGGGAGCCGACGAAGAGGAAGACAAAUCGGACGCGGCCACGGACGAGGAAACGGAAGUGGGUAAAGGGAAUCGCAGGAGGGAGGACGUCGGGACAUUAAGAGUAGUAGGCGAAGAUAAGGACAAGGGGGUGGAGGAGAACGGCAGCGAGAGGGAGGUGAGGUCAGAAAUCGUGCGUGUAGGAGACGAAGUGGGCAAGGACGAAAAGGAUGUCAGAACGGGGGAAGGAGACGCGCGAGAGGACACGACCGACGUGGAAUUGGACACAGCGGUCGUAGAGACGGACGCGGAGCCCGUCAGCGCAGACGACGAUUGCGCAGAGGGCGUCGCAGACCGUCUGGGCGAAGCGACUCACGGGGUGGAAACGCUUCCCGUCGCGCCGGACAACGACGAUGACGACCGUGACGCAGAGGGCGAGGUGGUCGCUGUCGGCGUGUUCGAGGGCGCCAAGGAGGACGAGCGCGCGGAAGUGCUGGAUGCCACGGGAGAUGAAGGCGAGGGCGAGGGCGAGAGCUGCGACGAAGGCGUGCCCGUGUUAGACGCACCGACAGAAGAAGAAGAGCUCGAGCGUGACUGGGAGGGCGACGAGGACGGCGGGGACUGGGACGGCGCGGUGGUUGUGCGGGGCGGAGGGGCGGGGAGCGAGCCGUCGGACGAGGAGGACAUUGUUGAUGGAGUGCUCCUGACUGCUGUGGUCGUCCAGGCUGUCAACGCUGUCAGCGAUGGUGCUCCACUACCACACGUCCACUCGCCACACUCUUUUCACUCGCAGUUCGCGCGCACCUGGACACAACGGCGCGCACACGACUGCACACGCUGGGGCAGGCCGGUCUUCAACGAACUUCAGAACCAGGUCCAGCUGCAGGGCAUGGCAGAGGCUGGCGGCGGACGACGGAGGACCGUCAGGACGUAUGCGAGGCUGCUAUUAGGCUGCUGCGCCGCCGCGUGGCGUGGAUGCGAAACACUCUGUCCGCCGCUUUAUGCCGUCCGACGACGCUCGCCUCGCGCCAGGAAUAUCCCUGCCUCGACCCUCUCUCUCGCGCGUUGCGGUAUCUCGAAACUCGACCACGCGUCCGCCUGCCAGCGUGCGUCAUCCCAUCCCAAUGUCCCACCCGGCUCCCACUCCUUUCCAUUCAAUCCUGCAAAGCCCGCUGCGCCGUGCGCCCAUCCCACCCGUCCGUCCAAUCAUCACCCCAGCCUAUCCCAUCGGCGCUGCCGUGCAGCCAUGUCCGACAACGAUGCGCGCACGCCCAAGUCCGUCCAACGCACCAGAAAUUACAACACGAAAACAGAGUGCGGAGCACGGCUUGCCGAACUCAACGUGAACGCUGCGCACUCCUGGCAGCGCCCGACAGAACGUGACCACCAGUGA